AUGUUAGGAAGCCAAGAACUCGUUGAGCUACUUUUACAAAUGGGUGCCCGAGUCGACGACUACCAGAUUGGAAAUGACACGACCGUUCUCCAAGCAGCUGUCCUAAGUGGCAGUAUAGGAACUGUGCGGGCAGUUCUCCAUGCUGGAGCAGACGUCAACGACAGCCGAGGUGUCUGCUCUGCCCUUUACCACGCCGCCUGCGGGCAAGAUCUUGAAAUGUGUGCUUUUCUCUUACGCAGUGGUGCUUUGGCAGACCAAGAGAACAGAGACAGCCCACUAAUUGCUGCAAUAUUUCGAGACUCGCACGAGAUGGCAAACCUUCUCUUGGAAGCCCGAGGCAAUCCCAACAGUUGUACUCGAUUAUUACACCGCAAAUAG
Messenger RNA from Fusarium subglutinans, 378 nucleotides. Its product is annotated as Pfs NACHT and ankyrin domain protein. The transcript has a single exon. Gene Ontology annotation, molecular function: protein binding. Lineage: Eukaryota; Fungi; Ascomycota; Sordariomycetes; Hypocreales; Nectriaceae. The record is from RefSeq and is a predicted model, not a curated record. Bases 1 to 378 code for a protein of 125 amino acids.